CCACUGCCUGCCAGCCAGACAUUGCCCUGCUUGCACACCACCAUGCGGCCGACGCCCGCCUGCUUUGCACCGGGCUUCUUCAAGCGCAGCCUGGACGAGUUCAAGCGCCUCUCCAACUAUGCGCUCAAGCUCGAGGGCCUCAAGUCGCCCCGCAAGCCCUUCCCGCUGAUUCUCUUCAACCAGCCCGAAGACAUUGAGCGAUGCAAGCGCAUGAGCGACAAGGACAUUGGCGGCUUCUCGACCGCAGACUUCGACUUCCAUCCCGCGACUAACGACGAACCCCCACAUGUCCGCUUCCACGGCGCCAUAUCCACGCAGCUGCCACACAACCAACCGCACAUCCAACGGACCGGCUAUGCUGGGUGGCGGACACUGGACCGCGGCUCGACCAUCUUCGGCAAGUCGCUGUGGGACGUGAGCAUGUAUGGCUUCCUCGCCAUCCACUUCAAGUCGGACGGGCGCAAGUACUUUGUCAACAUCCAGACCGAGUCGAUUGUGCCCACCGACAUCCACCAGCACCUGCUGCAUUCCAAGACGCCUGGAGAGUGGGAGACCAUCCUGAUCAAGUGGAGCGAGUUUGUGCGCACAAACCACGGCCAGGUCGUCGAGCCCCAGCGCGAGAUGUUGACGCAAAAGGUGCGGACAGUGGGCAUAUCGCUGAUAGAUCGGAUACCGGGCCCGUAUGAUCUCAGCAUCAGCAAGAUCUGGGCAACAAAUGCAACAAGUGAGGAUGAGCUGCUGAAAAGCGCUCCAGUCCCGAUUUUGAAGUCGCGCGAGAGCAAUCUGAAGAGUGCAAGCAGGAAGGAUUCUGGGCUUGGUUAAGCUUCGCGUGGGACGAUCAAAUAGAUGUGUAUAAUGCCACCUUGCCCUGAUG
This is a messenger RNA of Exserohilum turcica Et28A, 874 nucleotides long. RefSeq lists its product as uncharacterized. Gene Ontology annotation, cellular component: mitochondrion. Lineage: Eukaryota; Fungi; Ascomycota; Dothideomycetes; Pleosporales; Pleosporaceae. Gene Ontology annotation, biological process: mitochondrial electron transport, NADH to ubiquinone; mitochondrial respiratory chain complex I assembly. The record is from RefSeq and is a predicted model, not a curated record. The transcript has 2 exons. Bases 43 to 822 code for a protein of 259 amino acids.